This is a messenger RNA of Teleopsis dalmanni, 765 nucleotides long. RefSeq lists its product as uncharacterized. The transcript is spliced from 2 exons. Gene Ontology annotation, molecular function: nucleic acid binding. Bases 1 to 765 code for a protein of 254 amino acids. The record is from RefSeq and is a predicted model, not a curated record. Lineage: Eukaryota; Metazoa; Arthropoda; Insecta; Diptera; Diopsidae. Gene Ontology annotation, biological process: DNA integration.
AUGUUGCACGAAGUUCAUCAAGGCAUGUCGGCAAUGAAAGCAGUUGCGCGAAGCUAUUUUUGGUGGCCUGGUUUAGAUGAAGGGAUAGAAAUGUUAGCCAGACGUUGUGAAAAGUGUGCAUGUAACAAAAAGAAUCCUCCAGUAGCAGCAGGUAAACCAUGGCCAGCAACACUAAGGCCAUGGUCCCGGUUACAUAUUGAUUAUGCGGGACCCUUUAUGGGUAUAAAUUUUUUUAUCGUCGUAGAUGCUCAUAGCAAGUGGGUAGAGGUAAAAAUAACCAGUACAAUAAAUGCGAUUAGAACAAUUGAGUUAAUGAGAGAAAUAUUUGCAACACACGGAAUACCAGAUACCAUUGUGUCCGAUAAUGGGCGAACGUUUGUGUCAGAAGAAUUUGAGAAAUAUUUAAAACUUAGCGGUAUAAAGCACAUACGUACGGCACCGUAUCAUCCAUCGUCAAACGAGCAAGCAGAAAGUAACAUAUUGUCGAGACAUAUUGACCAGUUGCAUAAGCGAGUUUCGGAGACGCCGACAAGUUUAAAAUCCAAUAUAACUCCAGUAGCAGUAACUUCAGUGGCACAAUCGGAAGAGCAAGACGACCAAGUAAGUGCAGGUCAUUCAUCAAAUGAAUAUAUCCUACCAGAUAGUCAAGUAGAGAGGUCAUUAGAAGAAAAAGAUAAAAGAGAUGAAACAUUAAAAUCGCGACCGUACCGGCAGAGGCAACCGCCAAAAAGGUUACGGGACUAUUUGAUGGGGGAGGAACUGUAG